CCUUCUUUCAGAUUGACACUUACUUUGACCAAUCGUCUCACUGGGUGGUGUUGGAUAACACUUUCGAGCAACCAAUCAGGAAAGGGUUCAUUGAAAGGAGACCUGCUACUGUGCCGUCUUUGUGUUGACAUCUUCGGAGGAUUGAGAGGAGAGGCCUCCAACAUCCUCCAUGAUGCUGUCUAGCAAGAAGUCAGAUGCUGGCUCCUCUUCAUCCUCCUCUUCAUCUUCUGCCGGAGCAGCCGGAGGGGAUAGGGCCCCGGUCUCUGAUGCGCAGACUGGUCCGUCAGCCUCAGCUGCAGGUCCAAUGGAUGCAAAAAAGAAGGAAAGGUCGUCCCCUAGUGGGGAACCUGGGGGAGCCCCUAUGCCCCACCAAGCAGGCCCUGGUGGAGUAGACCAAGACUCUGCAGAAGUUCGCAGAACGAGUCGUCGCAAGCGAGCAAAACAGGUGGAGUACCGCGAGAUGGACGAAAGCCUGGCCAAUCUGUCGGAAGACGAAUAUUACUCUGAGGAGGAGAGGAAUGCCAAGGCAGAGAAAGAGAGGAAGCAGGUCAUCCCACCACCAGCUCCACCAGUAGAGGAAGAGAAUGACAGUGAACCAGAGGAACCAUCUGGUGUAGAAGGAGCAGCUUUCCAGAGCCGUCUUCCCCAUGACCGUAUGACAUCCCAGGAGGCUGCCUGCUUCCCUGACAUCAUCAGCGGUCCCCAGCAGACUCAGAAGGUCUUCCUCUACAUCCGAAAUCGUACGCUCCAACUGUGGCUGGACAACCCGAAGAUCCAGCUGACCUUUGAGACCACAGCACAGCAGCUUGAAGCUCCAUACAACAGUGAUGCUGUGCUGGUCCACAGGAUACACAGCUACUUAGAAAGGCAUGGUCUCAUUAACUUUGGCAUUUACAAGAGGGUCAAGCCAUUGCCUACCAAGAAGACCGGGAAGGUUAUAGUCAUUGGCGGAGGUGUGUCUGGCCUCGCUGCAGCCAGGCAGCUACAAAGCUUUGGGAUGGAUGUUACAGUAUUGGAGGCCAGGGACCGGGUUGGAGGCAGAGUGGCCACAUUUAGGAAGGGCAACUAUGUUGCUGAUCUGGGAGCCAUGGUGGUGACAGGCCUGGGAGGGAACCCCAUGGCUGUCAUCAGUAAGCAGGUCAACAUGGAGUUGGCCAAGAUCAAACAGAAGUGUCCACUGUAUGAAGCCAAUGGCCAGGCUGGUGAAAGAUGCACAAGUGUGCCAAAAGAAAAGGAUGAGAUGGUGGAGCAAGAGUUCAACAGAUUGCUGGAGGCUACCUCCUACCUCAGCCACCAGCUGGACUUUAACUUCCUCAACAACAAACCUGUUUCUCUGGGACAGGCCCUGGAGGUGGUCAUACAGCUGCAGGAAAAGCAUGUGAAAGACGAGCAGAUAGAGCACUGGAAGAAAAUUGUAAAGACUCAAGAGGAGCUGAGAGAUCUUCUCAACAAGAUGGUGAGUACUAAGGAACGAGUGAAGGAGCUCCAUCAGCAGUAUAAAGAAGCCAGUGAGGUCAAACCACCCAGAGAUAUCACAGCCGAGUUCCUGGUGAAGAGCAAGCACCGUGACCUCACCGCACUGUGCAAAGAGUAUGAUGAGUUGGUGGAGAUGCAAGUCAAGCUGGAGGAGAAGCUGCAGGAGCUGGAGGCCAAUCCACCAAGUGAUGUUUACCUGUCAUCCAGGGAUCGGCAGAUCCUCGACUGGCACUUUGCCAACUUGGAGUUUGCCAACGCUACGCCCCUCUCCACCCUCUCUCUCAAGCAUUGGGAUCAGGAUGAUGACUUUGAGUUCACUGGCAGCCACCUCACAGUAAGGAAUGGUUACUCUUGUGUACCUGUGGCCCUGGCUGAAGGCUUGGACAUCAAACUAAACACAGCAGUACGGCAGGUCCGAUAUACAGCCUCGGGCUGUGAGGUGAUAGCAGUCAACACUCGCUCAACGACCCAGACGUUCAUCUACAAGUGUGAUGCUGUGUUGUGUACCCUGCCUCUGGGUGUGCUGAAGCAGCAGCCCCCCGCUGUGCAGUUUGUUCCCCCGCUGCCUGAGUGGAAGACAUCUGCCAUACAGAGGAUGGGCUUCGGCAAUCUCAACAAGGUGGUGUUGUGCUUCGACCGCGUGUUCUGGGAUCCCAGCGUCAACCUGUUCGGUCAUGUCGGCUCCACCACAGCAAGUCGGGGCGAACUCUUCCUCUUCUGGAACCUCUAUAAAGCCCCAAUCCUACUCGCUCUGAUGGCUGGUGAGGCUGCUGGCAUCAUGGAGAACAUCAGCGAUGACGUGAUUGUCGGACGCUGCCUGGCCAUUCUCAAAGGAAUAUUUGGAAGCAGCGCUGUUCCACAGCCAAAGGAAACUGUGGUCACACGUUGGCGUGCGGACCCCUGGGCACGGGGCUCCUACUCGUACGUCGCAGCAGGCUCUUCGGGGAACGACUACGACCUCAUGGCGCAGCCCAUCACACCUGGCCCUGCUAUACCGGGAGCCUCACAGCCUGUCCCUCGUCUCUUCUUCUCCGGGGAGCACACAAUCAGGAAUUACCCCGCCACGGUCCACGGUGCCCUGCUCAGCGGGCUCCGCGAGGCCGGACGCAUUGCAGAUCAGUUCCUGGGUGCCAUGUACACGCUGCCCCGACAGGCCACUCCCACAACUGCCAGCAACCCUCAGCAGUCCCAGCCCGCCGCCAGCGUCUGAAAUGGCCUCUCCCAGUUCCUGCCAACACUGGACACUCACACCUACCUACAACUACAGCAUUUUUUGAGAAAAUACAAAAAAGUUUACUCAUAAGUUGUUGAUAUUACUGUAUGUGAAAGUUCGUGGAAGUCCCACACACAACUUAGCAUCUUUGGAUUUACUCAAAAAAAAUGAUACUUUGAGGAUUUAUUUUGUGGCUCUACAUACAAUGUGAAAUUCCUUCACUGGAAUUGAAUUCGGGGAUGUUUGUGAUAGUAAAACAUGGAGACACAUGCAGUCUACUACAAAGACUCUGCAAAGAAUAAAGAAUAAAUCCCAGUAUUGUUACAUUCUAAUGUAAUAACUCUUCUAUGACUUUAUAAAUAUGUGAUUUUCCAGUCUUAAAACCAGAAGAAUUGCAUUACGUUUGGUACUCAUCCAGUGUUUUCAGUUCCUCAUGGAGCGUGUCUGCAAGACCCACCAUGUAUUUAUGUGCCCCUGUCUAAAUACUAAAUGUACACACAGCAUAACAUAUAAGACAGAUGACCGACACAGUAGCACAGACUUGGUCCACUAAAACUGUUCUGCUUAUCCAAGCAGAAGACAUCGCUCCGGUGUCGUUCCAGAGGCCUCGUCUUGGUUGUCUUAAAACAUUUGCUGUGUACUGUAGCUGUUUGCCUCCUAAAUUUACUUUCUACCAUUUAGGUUGCAGAGUUUAGUGAAAAUAGUUUGUAUCAAAAGCUAAUAUGACAGAUGUGUUGAAAGAAUUUUGAAUGUUUUUUUGUUUCAAUAGCAGUUUAAGUAUUUUAUUAUGGUCGCCAUCACAUGCUUUUUUUAUAUAUAUUGUCAAUUGUUUCGUUAUUAAAAAAAAGAAAGGAA
This is a messenger RNA of Acanthopagrus latus (yellowfin seabream), 3544 nucleotides long. It is a transcript of the gene kdm1a, whose product is annotated as lysine (K)-specific demethylase 1a. Gene Ontology annotation, cellular component: nucleus. The coding region runs from base 170 to 2686 and encodes 838 amino acids. The record is from RefSeq and is a predicted model, not a curated record. The transcript is spliced from 21 exons. Lineage: Eukaryota; Metazoa; Chordata; Actinopteri; Spariformes; Sparidae. Gene Ontology annotation, biological process: regulation of DNA-templated transcription. Gene Ontology annotation, molecular function: flavin adenine dinucleotide binding; protein binding; oxidoreductase activity.